Messenger RNA from Jatropha curcas, 1707 nucleotides. Its product is annotated as glycosyltransferase family protein 64 C3. Gene Ontology annotation, molecular function: glycosyltransferase activity. The record is from RefSeq and is a predicted model, not a curated record. Gene Ontology annotation, cellular component: membrane. NCBI's taxonomy places the organism in Eukaryota, Viridiplantae, Streptophyta, Magnoliopsida, Malpighiales, Euphorbiaceae.
AUCUCGCGUUAAAUAACAUUUUCCCUUUUGAGCAUCUUCUUCUCCUUCUUCUUCUUCUUUCUAUCAGCCAAAGUCCAAAAAUCUCAUUAUCAUCUUCUUCCUUUAGAUCAUAUAACAAAAAAGAAAGCUAACCAAGACCCAUAAAAUUCCCAAGUACAGGACCCACAAAAGAGUUCUACAUUCAAUGCCUCGAAACGAAAGAUAGCUCCAUUAGAUUUGAGCUAAGUUUUCGUGGGAUUCACUUUAUUUUACUGGGUUUCUUUUUAUGUCCAGAGGGAGAUUUUUUUAGAAAAGAUUAGAUUUUCAGGCAUCUCUGCUGAAAUGGUUCUCUAUUAGAUCUAAGUCUCACCAUUGAAACUGGAGAUAUUGUUGAAUCAAAGGAAUCAAGCUCAUGGAAAUAGGAUAUUGGAGAAGAAUGCAGGCAUAACAUAUUUUUUAACAUGAUUUUGUUAAUAAAAUUGUAAGAAGUUGAUUGGUAUUGAUUGGCAAGCUGACGAAUCAAGGCCAUGAUAGGCAAUCCAACCCAUCCCUUGAGCAAAGAUGAAGAGUCUGUCAAAAUGCAACAUUGCAACAUACAUAUGCUUGUUUUUAUUGUUGCCUCUUGGUGUGUUCUCUCUUCGCACUCUUCUUUCUGAUCCAUGUGACCCAUCAAAUGAGUUGGACCCACAAGCCCUCAGAGCAGAUCAAAUCACUGUCCUUAUUAAUGGAUACUCCGAGUCCCGCAUCGCUCUCCUCCAAACAAUUGCUGCCACAUACUCUGCCUCCCCGCUUGUAUCCUCUGUGCUGGUCCUCUGGGGGAACCCUUCCACUCCGCCUCAAACACUGGCCCACUUGGCCCAUAAUCUCUCCCUCUCCUCCUUUGGCAUGGCAACCAUCACCCUUGUACGCCAACCUUCAAGCAGCCUCAAUGACCGCUUCCUCCCUAGAUCAUCCAUUAGGACACAAGCUGUCUUGAUUUGCGACGAUGAUGUGGAAGUUGAUCGUAAGUCCUUUGACUUCGCAUUUCAGAUUUGGAGAUUGAAUCCUAACCGACUAGUUGGGCUCUUUAUCAGAUCACAUGAUCUCGAUUUGUUAUCAAGGAAGUGGAUUUACACUGUGCAUCCAGAUAAGUACUCGAUUGUGCUCACAAAGUUCAUGAUUUUGAAAAGCCAGUAUUUGUUCGAGUACAGUUGCAAGGGGGGGCCUAACAUGAGCGAAAUGAGGAGAAUUGUCGAUCAGAUGAAGAACUGUGAAGAUAUACUGAUGAAUUUUGUGGUGGCUGAUAGGACAAAUGCAGGACCUAUAUUGGUGGGUGCAGAUAAGGUUAGGGAUUGGGGAGAUGCUCGUAACGAAGACAAUAAACAAGGGCUGGGAUUGAAAGAUGCAGGAGGGAGCAAGGUAACAGCAGCGGGGUUGAGCAGUAGGAAAAGGGAGCAUAGGAAGAGGAGAGGACAGUGCAUAACAGAAUUCCACAAGUUGUUAGGAAGAAUGCCAUUGAGGUAUAAUUAUGGGAAAAUAGUUAAUUCAGUUGGUGAACAAGGACUGUGCAUGAAAGGGGGCAAGUUGGUCUUUUGCGAUAGAUACCAAUGAUUUUUUUUUUUUCAUUGUCCAAGAAAAUAUUUGUUCAAACUGAAAUUUCAUUUCCCAUUUAAAAUUCUCUAAUAUAUCAGAAAAAAAGUUAGCAUGUUGCUUGUAAUGUACAGAAACAAAAGAAAUUUUGUCAGCAAA